This is a messenger RNA of Mus caroli (Ryukyu mouse), 8123 nucleotides long. RefSeq names its product glutamate metabotropic receptor 5 (gene Grm5). NCBI's taxonomy places the organism in Eukaryota, Metazoa, Chordata, Mammalia, Rodentia, Muridae. The record is from RefSeq and is a predicted model, not a curated record. Gene Ontology annotation, molecular function: G protein-coupled receptor activity. Gene Ontology annotation, cellular component: membrane. Gene Ontology annotation, biological process: G protein-coupled receptor signaling pathway.
AUCUCUGGGUGGGAAUGAGGUAGUGAGGAAGUCCAAGACUGCCCUGGCCUGAACCCUGAGACCAAGAGGCUUUAGGAGCAGUGUUCACUCACUGAUCCAAGGCUAGCCAGCCGCCCCCAAUUGCACUCUGCAAGAGUAGGAGCCAACCCAGCGUUGCGCUUCCAGCUGCGUCUGCCCGGGCGCAGCACGUGCUCCAGGCGCUGGCGCGAGAGAGCGAGCGCCACCACCGCGGGCCCGCAGCCGUUCUGCUGGCUGCCACUACAGCUUAGAUCGCAGCCACUAGCGCUUCUGCAGCAGCCAAGGCCGCUACGACAGCGCAGGGAGCUUGAAAGGAGCGGCUGUCCAGAGGAGCAAGGCUCAGGGAGCGCACCUGGUGAUUUCACCCAAAUUCUUGGUUUAGAAAAAAAAGACCUCUGUAUGCUGAAGCCUCCCAUAAUUUUUCUACAAUUCAGACAUCUCUCCAGAAACUCAACCUAGUAUAUCCAGCUGUUUUGUCCACAUAUGAUCAUAAAUUCUAGUUAUGAAUAUUCUGAUCAUAUGGAUGCAUCUAACUCAACACUCCCUGGGGAACUUGUUAUGUUUUAGAGAAUAUAUCUAAAUUGCUGCCUAAUUCCUCAAUGCACCACUGAACACAGGACAUCAUUUGACUGUACCUAUUGGAAAUCUGAGUUUCCUCCAUCAUGAUGUCUUUAUUAGCUUGAAUUCCUUACCUAAAAUGGUCCUUCUGUUGAUCCUGUCAGUCCUACUUCUGAAAGAAGAUGUACGAGGAAGUGCACAGUCCAGUGAGAGGAGGGUGGUGGCUCACAUGCCAGGUGACAUUAUUAUUGGAGCUCUCUUUUCGGUCCACCACCAACCAACUGUGGACAAAGUUCACGAGAGGAAGUGUGGGGCAGUCCGUGAGCAGUAUGGCAUUCAGAGAGUUGAAGCCAUGCUGCAUACCUUGGAAAGGAUCAAUUCAGAUCCCACACUCUUGCCCAACAUCACACUAGGCUGUGAGAUAAGAGAUUCCUGCUGGCAUUCUGCUGUGGCCCUAGAGCAAAGCAUCGAGUUUAUAAGGGAUUCCCUCAUCUCUUCGGAAGAGGAAGAAGGCUUGGUACGCUGUGUAGAUGGCUCUUCUUCCUUCCGCUCCAAGAAACCCAUAGUGGGAGUCAUUGGGCCUGGCUCGAGUUCUGUGGCCAUUCAAGUUCAGAACUUGCUCCAGCUUUUCAACAUACCUCAGAUUGCUUACUCUGCAACUAGCAUGGAUUUGAGUGACAAGACUUUAUUCAAAUACUUCAUGAGGGUUGUACCUUCAGAUGCCCAGCAAGCCCGAGCCAUGGUAGACAUAGUGAAGAGAUACAACUGGACUUAUGUCUCAGCUGUGCACACAGAAGGCAACUAUGGAGAAAGUGGGAUGGAGGCUUUCAAAGAUAUGUCAGCGAAGGAAGGGAUUUGCAUCGCCCACUCUUACAAAAUCUACAGCAAUGCUGGGGAACAGAGCUUUGACAAGCUGUUGAAAAAGCUCAGGAGUCAUUUGCCUAAAGCCCGGGUGGUAGCCUGCUUCUGUGAAGGCAUGACAGUUCGAGGUCUGCUCAUGGCCAUGAGACGCUUGGGUCUAGCAGGGGAAUUUCUACUUCUGGGCAGUGAUGGCUGGGCUGACAGGUAUGACGUGACAGAUGGGUAUCAGCGAGAAGCUGUCGGUGGAAUUACAAUCAAGCUCCAGUCUCCUGAUGUCAAGUGGUUUGAUGAUUAUUAUCUGAAACUCCGGCCAGAAACAAACCUCAGAAACCCUUGGUUUCAAGAAUUUUGGCAGCAUCGUUUUCAGUGCCGGCUAGAAGGGUUUGCACAGGAGAACAGCAAGUACAACAAGACUUGCAACAGUUCUCUAACUCUGAGAACACAUCAUGUUCAAGAUUCCAAAAUGGGAUUUGUGAUCAAUGCAAUCUAUUCUAUGGCUUAUGGGCUCCACAACAUGCAGAUGUCCCUGUGCCCAGGCUACGCGGGCCUCUGUGAUGCAAUGAAGCCAAUUGAUGGGCGGAAACUUUUGGACUCCCUGAUGAAAACCAACUUUACUGGAGUUUCUGGAGAUAUGAUUCUAUUUGAUGAAAAUGGAGACUCUCCAGGAAGGUAUGAAAUAAUGAAUUUCAAGGAAAUGGGAAAAGAUUAUUUUGAUUACAUCAAUGUUGGAAGUUGGGACAAUGGGGAAUUAAAAAUGGAUGAUGAUGAAGUGUGGUCCAAGAAAAAUAACAUCAUCAGAUCUGUGUGCAGUGAACCGUGUGAGAAAGGCCAGAUAAAGGUGAUCCGGAAGGGAGAGGUCAGCUGUUGUUGGACCUGCACACCUUGUAAGGAGAAUGAGUAUGUGUUUGACGAGUACACCUGCAAGGCAUGCCAACUGGGGUCCUGGCCCACUGACGACUUGACAGGUUGUGAUUUGAUCCCAGUCCAGUAUCUUCGCUGGGGUGACCCUGAGCCCAUUGCAGCUGUGGUGUUUGCCUGCCUUGGUCUGCUAGCUACCCUGUUCGUUACUGUAAUCUUCAUCAUUUAUCGAGACACUCCAGUGGUCAAGUCUUCCAGCAGGGAACUCUGCUACAUUAUCCUUGCUGGCAUCUGCCUGGGCUACUUGUGUACCUUCUGCCUCAUUGCAAAGCCCAAACAGAUUUACUGCUACCUUCAGAGAAUUGGCAUCGGUCUCUCUCCGGCCAUGAGCUACUCAGCCCUUGUAACGAAGACCAACCGUAUUGCAAGGAUUCUAGCUGGCAGCAAGAAGAAGAUCUGUACCAAAAAGCCCAGAUUUAUGAGCGCCUGUGCUCAGUUAGUGAUCGCUUUCAUUCUCAUUUGUAUACAGUUGGGCAUUAUUGUGGCCCUCUUUAUCAUGGAGCCUCCAGAUAUAAUGCAUGACUAUCCAAGCAUCCGAGAAGUCUACUUGAUUUGUAACACCACCAACCUAGGGGUUGUCACUCCUCUUGGAUACAAUGGAUUAUUGAUUUUGAGUUGCACAUUCUAUGCGUUCAAGACCAGAAAUGUUCCAGCCAACUUUAACGAGGCCAAAUAUAUUGCUUUCACCAUGUACACAACCUGCAUCAUAUGGCUGGCCUUCGUGCCUAUCUACUUUGGUAGCAACUACAAAAUUAUCACCAUGUGUUUCUCAGUCAGCCUCAGUGCCACAGUGGCCCUGGGUUGCAUGUUUGUGCCGAAGGUGUACAUCAUCCUAGCCAAACCGGAGAGAAAUGUGCGCAGCGCCUUCACAACCUCUACCGUGGUGCGCAUGCACGUAGGAGAUGGCAAGUCAUCAUCCGCUGCCAGCAGAUCCAGCAGCCUAGUCAACCUGUGGAAGAGGAGGGGCUCGUCUGGGGAAACCCUAAGGUACAAAGACAGGAGACUGGCCCAGCACAAGUCGGAAAUAGAGUGUUUCACCCCCAAAGGGAGUAUGGGGAAUGGUGGGAGAGCAACAAUGAGCAGCUCCAAUGGAAAAUCCGUGACUUGGGCCCAGAAUGAGAAGAGCACCCGGGGGCAGCACCUGUGGCAGCGACUGUCUGUCCAUAUCAACAAGAAGGAGAACCCCAACCAGACAGCGGUCAUCAAACCCUUCCCCAAGAGCACAGAGAGCCGCGGGCAGGGUGCAGGGGCAGGUGGUGGCUCUGGCCCCGGUGCAGCUGGUGCUGGUAGCGCAGGAUGCACAGCGACAGGUGGCCCGGAACCACCCGACGCCGGCCCCAAGGCGCUUUAUGAUGUGGCAGAAGCCGAGGAGCGCUUCCCUGCGGCUGCCAGGCCGCGCUCGCCAUCGCCCAUCAGCACGCUGAGCCACCUGGCAGGCUCGGCGGGCCGCACAGAUGACGACGCGCCGUCGCUGCACUCGGAGACCGCUGCACGCAGCAGCUCAUCCCAGGGUUCGCUCAUGGAGCAGAUUAGCAGCGUGGUGACACGCUUCACCGCCAACAUCACGGAGCUCAACUCCAUGAUGUUGUCCACCGCGGCUGCGCCGGGUCCCCCUGGUACCCCUAUCUGCUCCUCCUACCUGAUCCCCAAAGAGAUCCAGCUGCCCACGACCAUGACGACCUUCGCAGAGAUCCAGCCUCUGCCGGCCAUCGAGGUGACAGGAGGAGCUCAGCCGGCGACAGGGCCAUCACCUGCCCAAGAGACGCCCGCAGGAGCUGAAGCCGCCCCAGGAAAACCGGAUCUGGAGGAGCUGGUGGCCCUCACUCCGCCAUCGCCCUUCAGGGACUCGGUGGACUCGGGGAGCACCACCCCAAACUCUCCAGUCUCCGAAUCGGCCCUCUGCAUCCCAUCCUCUCCCAAAUAUGACACUCUCAUCAUCAGAGAUUACACGCAGAGUUCUUCAUCGUUGUGAGCCACUGGAAACAUCCCUGGGAUAGGCCUGAACAGCAGACCUCGGUGUUCACAGAUGGGCGCAGUGACACCCAACAGAGAACCUGAGGUGAAAAAAAUGCCAAGGGCACACACAGUGGAGACAUGAGAUCAAUAGUGCUAAUUCAUGACAGCCGAUGACAACACCAACUACACAUCUUCUGGCAGAUUAUCUUCUAGUGGCCUUAGAAAACAUGGGCUUUUAAGAAACACUGCUUCUAUUUUUUGGAGUGCUGACCAGGAGUGGAUUAAGCAGUUACAAUACCAAGUGCUUUGCUCCGAGGCAGCAACAGUGUGAAGCAACAUCCUGAACAGCAAAAGGUGGAGUUAAUAAGCAACUGUGGACAGUCUUGUUUGUUUACUUCAUUUUCCCAGAAGAGUCUUUGAUUCACCAAACAUUGAAUGUACAUUUUCUAACUAACUCAAAAAAAUCUGGGACCAAAAUGUCAACCUUUCUGGGUUUUUUUUUUUUUUUUUCCUUCCCUGGUCCCUCCAUUCAGUAGACCUUGAGAAGCUAGUAGUAACUAGGGCCGGCCCAGUAUUUACUGAGCUUGUGAGUCUCCUGAGUAACACAAACGGGUAGUGAGUGUUGUGUUAACUUACAAAGAGUUUCUAGCAGAGACUUUCCAAACAGGCUGUGAGAUACUCUUCCAAAAGCCUGCAUCCUGGAUUCCACUAAUCAAGAAAACCAGUGCAAGAUUUCUGGACUCUUUCACCAUGUUGCCAAUCAAUACUGGAGUAGCAAAAAACAAAACAACAACAAAAACAAAAAACAAAAAUAUUUUCUGGAACACUGUUUUUUAAUUCCCUCACUGGGGUGCAUUGUGUAGCUGGAAAUUCUCUUUGUAAUAAUAAUUUGUGAGCUAUAGCCUGGCUCUCUUUCAUGAUACACAGGCACUCUUCCUUAUAAAUACCCUUCUGUUAGUGUUGCCAGCCAAAUAGUGAGAUACGCAAUGAGCUUCCUUGUUUCUUUAUUUGAGAACCUGAUAUAUACAAAGAGAUCCUCUGUUGUUGGUGGCUGUUUUGCCCCCAGUCCCACCUAUGGAAGAGUGGUCCAUUGACCUGAUGAAGAUAUUACAAUUGGAGGGACUGAUGUGGAAAUUCAUAAGAGUAACAGAAUCUCAAUACAGGAAAGUCAGCAUAGCAAGUGUUUUGGCUAUGCCCAUAAGUAGUGAUUUUAUCUUUUCUUGGCUGCUUACACGGGGCAGCUAUGAACUAUGACAAAUGUAGAUUUUUAUCAAAGCAAUACAGAAUACUAAAGCAGAGGAACCUUAAUAUCAACCACUGUCUUUCUCAGCCAUUCCAGAAAAAAAAAGGCAAAGCAAUUACUAUUCCUUUACUUUUUAAAAUAGUUAUUAGUGUGGUUUUGUGCACUUCAUACUGUCACUUUUUAAAUACUGCAGAAAAGAGUUACAAUAACAAAUAGGAUUUGGUGGGCUCAUAUAGGUAGAAACUGUAACUCAAGACCUGAAUCUAUGGUCAUCUUUUUAUUAGUCACAUUGCAGCUAUCCUCAGGUACCAAAUGUUUUUGACUUUUAAAUAAAGAUAGUAAUAAAAGAAAGAGGUAUUCUAUAAAUUUAAAGUUCAGUUGGCCCAGCCUUAUAUUAAAGAUAGCCUUAUGAGAAAGAUUUGCCAUGAAACAGAAGUAUAUUUUUGGCAGAGAGAAAUUUAAAUAAAACUUUAAAAUUCUUAUUUCAACAUCCUUGAUAUCAUUCUUUUUUAUUGUUGCUUUACAUUUGUUUUUUUUUAAUAGAUGUUUGGGUUUAUUUUUUGUUUGCUUGGUUUUUGUUUGUUUAUUUGUUUACCAUCUAAUUUAAACAAAUUGAAAGAGUAAGUUUAUACUUUGGCAUAAUCUGUCAUUCUCCAGUUUUAAAUAUUUAAGGUUAUAAUAACUAUUGACAUUGCUUUUCUGUUACCUGUCCUUAUUUGACAUUUUAAAUCAAAUCUUCCACAUUAGCACAUUAAAAGCUAACAACAACUCACAAACAUAUUAUCUUAAAGUGAAUCAAGCCUUCCUAAAUAAGAUAUGAAAAUAACACUGAGAUCAAUAUGAUCCCAAAUAGUAAUAAGAUUCUUGAAACAGAAAAGAAAUCUAGCUAACUUGCAUAGCUUCAUUAAGAGAAAAUGCCUGCCUCUACCUGAAAACCCAUGUAAAGAUUCUGAAAUGUCAAUGUCCCUUGGUAUCCACCAAAAAGGUGGCAUUUGCCUGGGGUUAGUGUCUGAUUUCUUAAAAAUUAAUAUCUUUCUGGAUAUGCUCUGCUUUCCGAAUUAUAAAUUUAGUUUUAUUGACUUUGGUUUUCUGUUUUCUUUUCAUGUGCAUUUUAUUUCUUUGACAGUUCCCAGGAACAAAUCCUUUUGCUAUGAUUUCCAUAUUUUUGUUAAAAAAUUACCACCUUAUGAGGAAUUCCACUAGAAAUUCAAGUUUAAUGCAAUUCCCAUCUGUAAUUCCCUUGUGAUAUCAUAGUUAAUCAUAAUAAAAAUGUAUUCAAUUAGAGGAAUAAAAUUAUUUUUCCUGUAUGUUAUCAUAACAUUUGCAAUCCCAUUGACUAUAUUGUAUAGUGCACAUACCAGUAAUACAUAUUUGAAAUCUUUUAAUUUGGAAUGAUGCUAACUCUCUCUUUGCCAGUUCUAAUACCAGGUUCCAAGUAAUAACUAUAAUAUAAAGAGAACUGAACAUUUAAUUUAGGGCUAGGAUACAAACUUCCCGACUUAUUUGGGUACCUAUUCUUACUGAGUUUCCUUGAUAACAAUCUGUUCCUGAUACCUGGUGAUAAACAGUUGGAAUAUGCAUAACUAAAAAGAACAGUGAGAAUUUUAAAGACCAGUAAAAUGGUAUAAAAGGAGAAUUUGGUUCUGGGAAGAAAGAAAAGACCUAGUUUGAUUAAGUUUAUAAACUCAAAGGUCUACUCACCUUCCUGUUGAAGAGUGGAGUCAGUCUGAGAGGCUGUGUUUGGCUGGGGCUAGACAUAGGGAACAGGAAGGGAAUCUAGAAAAGAAACUCAUGAGAAAAUUAACAGACACAAAGGAGAAAGACAAAGGAAAUCUCCAAAUGUGCUAAUCUUUGAACGUAAUAAUUUUUUUUCAAACGACUGAUAUACCAGCAAGUGAUCAGAAAGACUCGGAGCUAUUUAUGACUGUAAAUGCAUUGUAUAAUGGCUCUGCUGCAGUCUGUGACUUCCAAACCAGGAAUUAAACACUCUUUUUAAGAAAAAAAAGAAAAAAAAAGAAAAAAAAAUCCUGUGCUAGUCUCCCAGCAAAAUGUACAUGGUCUGGAGACUUCAAAGUUAUUAUAUGAGUUCACAUUUAGCAACAGCUUAUUAAUAACCCUCAAGCUGUCAGAAUCUCUAUAGCUACCAUUUACAAUUUUAUACUGUGAAAAAAAUACAGAUCAGUGAAAGCAUAAAGAUAAUUCAGAAUUUGCUUUGAAGAGGGUAUGAGGCCUGGGAGAAUCUCUGAUAUCUAUUGAAGAAUGGGGCAUGUAUAAAACAGUUGGCUGGAUUUCACUGAUCUUCCCAAUGUGAACAAAUAUACUAUGUAUAUUGUGUGUCUUUCUAGAAUUCAAUGGCAGCUGCUGGUGAUGUUGUAAUUAGAAAUCUAUAUAGAAUAUAGAUGUUUAGAGAGAUGGUGCCAAUACUAAAAUACUUGUGUGGGCUACAAGUGCUUGUACUUAAUUUUUCCUGCACUCAGAACUGAUUUGGUUUUAAAACUGUGUGCACACUCUGUUCUUUUUUGUUGUUGUUGCAGCUUGUACUAUUAAAAUAAUAGAGAAUGUUAAAUUA